AUGCCUCAAUUGGAAGAGAUAGACGAUGUUGAAGACAUAGAUAAUAUGGAUAUGGAUCUAGCCGAGCUGGAUCCGACUCUCAGAACUCCAGUAGCGCCUAAAAUCAUUCCAACGGUUGUGAGAAGUCAGGACACCGAGAUGGCCAUGACAGGCCAGUCCAUGGCACCACAAGUCAGUGAUUCGGUUUACGAGUCUAAACAACCCAAAGUUGCGCAAUUUUCCAAGCAAGAAAUGGAAGAAUUGAAGACUUUCCAGAUUCUCUACCCAUGUUAUUUCGACAAGAAUAGAUCCCACAAGCAAGGUCGACGUGUACCAGCAGAGCUUGGAGUCGAUAACCCACUUGCGAAAAGAAUUGCAGAUGCUGUGAUUGGGCUCGGGUUGCUGUGCGUGUUCGAAGGUGAAAAGAGUCAUCCACAGGAUUUUGGGAACCCGGGUAGGGUGCGUGUGUUACUAAAAGAGGACAAAAAAGCAGUACAACAUGCUACAAUACCGAACAAGCGAGUUCUUAUGAAAAAGGUAGCAGAGUACUUGCAAAACCAUCCCACGACUUUGGAGGCGCUCAAAGAAAUACCUUACGGCCCAGAUUUCCAAGGCUGGGAACCCAGACAAAUCCCCAAAGUUAAGGGAUUUGUUAUGAACGAUAUAGUGCCUUUGCAUAGUGCUUUCAGUAUGGGCCACCCGAUGACAAAAUCUGUUUAUGAUGCACCUACACCAGCACCUGCCAUGCCCGAAAAACAAAUCAAACCACCCAAGAACAAAUACAAAGUUGUGAGAAGGUGA
Messenger RNA from Lachancea mirantina, 780 nucleotides. Lineage: Eukaryota; Fungi; Ascomycota; Saccharomycetes; Saccharomycetales; Saccharomycetaceae. The record is from the annotation of a GenBank genome assembly.